This is a messenger RNA of Penicillium cinerascens, 996 nucleotides long. Its product is annotated as ubiquitin-specific protease OTU1. Gene Ontology annotation, biological process: endoplasmic reticulum unfolded protein response; protein deubiquitination. The transcript has a single exon. Gene Ontology annotation, molecular function: cysteine-type deubiquitinase activity. The record is from RefSeq and is a predicted model, not a curated record. Gene Ontology annotation, cellular component: nucleus; cytosol. NCBI's taxonomy places the organism in Eukaryota, Fungi, Ascomycota, Eurotiomycetes, Eurotiales, Aspergillaceae. The coding region runs from base 1 to 996 and encodes 331 amino acids.
AUGCGGAUGCGAGUACGUGGACCCGCGGGUCAAUCCACCGUGACGCUGGACGACUCCGCCAGCAUCAGCGACCUUCAAGGACAGAUUGCGGAGAAGACUGGUCUCACCUCCUACGAUGUCAAAUACGGAUACCCCGACCUCAAGCCUUUAGAUCUCGACCGUUUCCAACCAGACCAGAAAGUGUCUGAUAUUGGUGUCAACCUGAACGGGGAACAGCUUAUCGUUGCUGCGCGAGAGAGUGCUGCCCAGCCGAACGAGCCCACCCUUAGCCAACCUGGCCCUGCCCUCCAGCAGCCUUCACAGCCAUCUUCCGUGUUGAAACCCACAGAAACUACCUCCGACGAUCCGCCAGAGAUUGCUUCACCUGAGCAUGGAGGUACCUUUGUGCUCCGUGUCAUGCCCGACGACAAUUCGUGUCUUUUCCGCGCGGUGGGCGCCGCGGUCAUGGGCGAGAUGGAUACCAUGGUAGAGUUGCGGUCCAUUGUUGCAGGUGCCAUUCAGUCGAAUCCUUCAGAGUACACUGCGGUCGUUCUUGGCAAAAGCCCUGACGACUAUUGCCAAUGGAUCCAAAACGAGGAUUCAUGGGGUGGCGCAAUCGAAUUGAAGAUCUUGAGCGAGUACUUCAACAUCGAAAUCUGCUCUAUUGAUGUACAAACCCUCCACAUGUUCCAGUUCAAUGAGGGUGCUCCAACGCGAUGCAUUGUGGUAUACUCGGGGAUCCAUUACGACGUCCUCGCGCUCUCCCCGUCGGAUCCACCAUAUACUCACGCCGACCCGUUUACGCAAGGCGAUACCAAGAUCUUUGAGGCCGUCGACCCAGUUGUUCUGGAGAAGGCCAAAGAGUUGUGUCAAGUCCUGCAAAGUAAGCAUUACUAUACCGAUACCUCCGGGUUCUUGGUACGAUGCAACACCUGCGGUGGCACCUUCACGGGCGAGAAGGGGGCCACCAAGCAUGCAUCAGAAACUGGCCACUACGAUUUUGGAGAAGCAGCUUAG